Sclerotinia borealis F-4128 is the source of this 2484-nucleotide messenger RNA. The record is from the annotation of a GenBank genome assembly. Lineage: Eukaryota; Fungi; Ascomycota; Leotiomycetes; Helotiales; Sclerotiniaceae.
AUGUCUGGAUUAUUCGAGCGAUUCCGCGCCCGGAGUCCCACCGUAGUGCCAAUAAGCACUCCGCCUUCUCACGACUCUAUCACGGGGUCACAGGAUCCAUCAGAUACCAUUGAAAAGAUAGAAAGUAAGGAUGGUGCAACAUCAACUGCUCAUGAUUUCAAGGAACUGGAAGCAAAUCGAAAGUUAACAGCAUUUGAACAACUUCAUCGAUGGGAUCCAAAUUUGGGUCAAGAUCAAUUGGAGGAAAUCGAUGAUGCUCUUAAUAGACGGGAUGCAAAUGCUAAAGGGCGUAUUUAUGAUGAAGUGUUUGAGAACUCACCGUACCCCGAGGUUCGUGCAGCGGUCAGAAACUACGACGAAGAUCUCCCAUGUAAUACGAUUCGAGCAUGGGUAAUUGGACUCACUCUCAACACAAUCGCAUCCGGUUUAAACUCUCUCUUCUCACUUCGAGCUCCUUCUCUAACAAUCACAUCCAUUGUCGUCCAGAUGGUCGCAUACCCACUCGGAGUAGGCUGGACCAUGAUACUUCCCGAUCGAACCUACAAUACUUUUGGAGUGAAAUGGAACCUCAGUCCGGGGAAAUUCAAUAUGAAGGAACACGGUCUGAUAGUAAUCAUGGCCAAUGCAGCUUUCGGUCAAGGCGUAGCAUAUUUCACCGAUACACUGACUGCCCAACGAGGAUUCUACGGACAGAACUUCGGUUGGGGUUUCAACAUCUUAUUCGCGCUAACUACCCAGUGUAUUGGGUUUGGAAUGGCAGGCAUGAUGCGAAAGUUCCUCGUCGAGCCUGCUUCGAUGAUUUGGCCCCAAACUCUCGUUAAUACCUCAUUCAUUUACACGCUACAUGAUCACGGCAAAACUGAUCCUGCUAAGUCUAAUGGUUGGUCCAUAGCUAGAUAUAGAUUUUUCUUAUAUGUCUUCAUUGGAUCGUUUACUUGGUACUGGUUUCCGGGCUAUAUUGCAAAAUUCCUCAGUGUAUUUGCUUUUGUGACGUGGAUCCGUCCGAAAAAUGUUAUCCUUAAUCAGGUCUUUGGUGGAUGGACGGGCAUUUCUCUUAUUCCUAUUACUUUUGAUUGGACUCAAAUUACUGGAUAUAACCUACUGUCCCCACUCAUUCCACCCUGGUUUGCCAUUGCUAACACAGCCAUCGGUACCGUAUUUUGGUUCAUGAUCGUAACGGCUGGAGUUCAUUUCUCGGGUCAUUGGUAUGGUGAAUGGUUACCCAUUUCCGACUCAAAUAGUUAUGAUAAUACGGGGAAACAUUACAAUGUUAGCAAGAUUCUGACUCCGGAGUACACGCUUGAUGUUGAGAAGUAUAAGGAAUACUCACCAUUAUUUCUUUCGACCACCUUCAGUCUGACUUAUGGUCUUUCUUUCGCUGCUAUCACUGCGGUGAUAUUCCAUACUAUCUUAUUCCAUGGUCAAGAAAUCUGGAUACUAUCCCGCGCCAUCCGCGGAAGUCUAGACGACAACCACACUAAAAUGAUGCGAAAGUACAAGCCCGUCCCCAGCUGGUGGUACAUCACCUUCUUUCUCAUAAUGAUGGGCAUGGCCCUCGCAGCCGUCUGCGCAUACCCCACUCAUCUAACAUGGUGGGCACUAAUCAUCGCGCUCCUAAUCUCCCUUUUCUGGACCAUCCCCAUCGGUAUCAUUUACGCAACCACCAACAUCCAUCUCGGUCUCAACGUAUUCACCGAAUAUAUACUAGGGUAUAUGCUCCCCGGUCGUCCCAUUGCUCUCAUGUUGUUUAAAACAUAUGGAUAUAUUACUAUGAACCAAGCACAUGCCUUUCUAUCUGAUUUGAAACUCGCUCAUUACCUUAAGAUCCCACAAAGACCAGUAUUCUGGGGUCAAUUGAUAGCAACUAUUUGGAGUUGUUUCGUACAAUUGGCUGUUUUGGAGUGGGCAUUGGGUAAUAUCGAAGGCAUAUGCACUAGCGACCAGAAAACCAAUUUCACCUGUCCCGGCCCUCGAGUUUUCUUCAACGCCAGCGUUAUCUUCGGAUUAAUUGGCCCUCAACGUAUCUUUAGCACCGGAGCCAUCUACGGCUCUCUCCAAUAUUUUUGGCUGGCGGGUGCAGUCCUUCCAUUCCUUAUAUAUUUCCUCGCGCGAGCAUUCCCCAAAUCCAAGAUCCGCUACUUCAGCGCUCCGAUAUUCUUUGGUGGUAUGGGCGAACUACCUCCUGCUACGCCGCUGAAUUAUCUCAGUUGGUGUUUGUAUGGAUUCAUUUUUCAGAAGGUUAUUAAGAAUCGAUGGAGAGGAUGGUGGAUGCGGUUUAAUUAUAUUACGAGUGCGGGGUUAGAUGCGGGGUUGGCAAUUUCUACGAUUGUUAUUAUUGCAGCGUUGAAUUUGACGGGGACGGGAUUUCCGGAUUGGUGGGGUAAUAGGACGCCGGGGAGUACGACAGAUUAUUUGGAGACGGCGGUGCAGAGGACGGUGGCUAUUGGAGAGACUUUUGGACCACCGAAGGGAACUUGGGGAUAG